This is a messenger RNA of Vigna umbellata (rice bean), 2929 nucleotides long. Its product is annotated as protein CNGC15c-like. Gene Ontology annotation, molecular function: voltage-gated potassium channel activity. Gene Ontology annotation, cellular component: membrane. NCBI's taxonomy places the organism in Eukaryota, Viridiplantae, Streptophyta, Magnoliopsida, Fabales, Fabaceae. Gene Ontology annotation, biological process: potassium ion transport; transmembrane transport. The record is from RefSeq and is a predicted model, not a curated record.
AUCCUUCCUAAUUGCCACCAUAUCAAACAUCAAAGUAAACUAAAACAAAAAAACAAAAAACUUGCACUCCUUCUUUGGGUUUUACUUGUCUAAAUGUCAACUUCCAACAGCAUAAGGUGUACUUCUCUCUCAACAAAGUCUGACAUAAUUGAUAUAUAAUCAUCUGUCAAUUGUAUUUUCGGUAAUGCAUGUGAAAAAUACUUAAUGAAUGAAGUAAAACCCAGUAAGCCAUUUCUACUGUUCAAAUGAAUUAAUCUUUCCGCACACACAAAGCUAUUUCCUCUCUGAUUUCUUUUAUAGUUUAAUAUUUUUCUUCAGGAUUGUAUAUGCAUUUGUUUAUAAAUAAAUCUCUGUUUGACAUGUUCCCCCACUUUUAAGGGGAGGGUGACAGCUACAAGCAAAUGAAUAUACUACUCUUCUCACUCUGCAUUGCUCGAAUGAUCCAUUUGUUUUUGAAUACUCAAAGUGGUUUCUAGUUGGUAGGGGGCAAAUCAAUAAGCAAGGUGGAAGAGCUGCAGAUGUGAGAAGCUGGUUUACAAGUGCCAUGGGUUUGCUUGUAGCAGAGGGAAAUGCUCGGGAAUCUGCCUCACUUUUUGUUGGCAUCUCCUUUUUAUGCUUUUGACGAUUUGCACUUUCUUGAUGCAAUCAUUGUUGGUGCUUUUGGAUAAUCAACAAACAUUUGAUAGAAAGAAAAAACAUCAAGUUUCAGUUUUUAAAUUGCUCCCAGAUUCAUAUUUUUUAUUGAAGAGGGCUUCAUACUUCUGGAAUAUCGAAAUGGCUUUUGGUAAUUCUAGAUCUGCAAGGUCUGAAGAUGAUCCGGAGCUAGCUAAAUUUCCUGCAAGUAUCGGUGACAACGGUUUCAAGAUCAAAUACCACAUUGAUGGGACACAAAUACCUGAGCCUAGUUCCAAAAUGGCUAAGAAAAAGGUGACGGGGAAGUUCUUGAAAGCUAGAAUGUUGUCAAGAGUGUUCUCGGAAGACUAUGACAGAGUCAAACGAAGAGUAUUAGAUCCCAGGGGACAAAUCAUACACCGAUGGAACAAGAUUUUCUUGGUAGCAUGUUUAGUGUCUUUGUUUGUGGACCCUUUGUUCUUUUAUCUGCCAGUGGUUCGAGAUGAAGUGUGCAUUGAUAUUGGAAUAACUCCUGAGGUUAUCCUCACUCUGGUAAGAUCAGUGGGGGACGUCUUCUACGUGAUUCAGAUUUUGUUGAAGUUUCGUACGGCUUUUGUUGCUCCCUCUUCAAGGGUUUUUGGGAGAGGAGAACUUGUUGUAGGAUAUUCUAAGAUUGCAGUUAGGUACCUUAAAAAGAGUUUCUGGUUAGACUUUGUUGCUGCCCUGCCCCUUCCUCAGGUGUUAAUUUGGAUUAUUAUCCCAACUCUUAAGGGUUCAACCAUGGGCAACACAAAAAAUGUCCUUCGCUUCAUUAUCGUUUUCCAAUAUUUUCCGAGGCUAGUUUUGAUUUUCCCACUCUCAUCACAAAUUGUAAAAGCUACAGGGGUGGUGACAGAAACAGCAUGGGCAGGAGCUGCUUACAACCUAAUGCUUUAUAUGUUGGCUAGCCAUAUUUUAGGGGCUUGCUGGUAUCUUCUAUCAAUCGAGCGACAAGAAGCGUGUUGGAGAAGUGUAUGCGAUUUGGAGAAGUCAUUUUGUGAAUAUGGAUUCUUUGACUGCCACAGGGUUAAAGAUGCCCAUAGGGUGUCCUGGUUUAUAGCAAGUAAUAUCACAAAUUUAUGCUCACCAAAUGCAAAAGAUGAAUUCUAUCAGUUUGGUAUAUACGCUGAUGCCGUGACUUCUGAAGUUACAUCCUCAUCAUUCUUCAACAAGUACUUCUUCUGCCUGUGGUGGGGUCUAAGGAAUUUGAGUUCUCUGGGACAAGGCCUUCUUACCAGCACAUAUGUUGGAGAGAUAAUGGUCGCCAUUGUUAUUGCAACUCUUGGAUUGGUUCUCUUUGCGUUACUAAUCGGUAACAUGCAGACAUAUCUCCAAUCAACUACUGUUCGCUUAGAAGAGUGGAGGGUGAAAAGAACUGAUACAGAACAAUGGAUGCAUCACAGACAACUACCUCCAGAACUAAGAGAAUCUGUGCGUAAAUACGACCAAUACAAAUGGCUGGCCACACGAGGAGUAGAUGAAGAAUCUCUUCUCAAAGGACUCCCAGUGGAUCUUCAGAGAGACAUCAAACGCCACCUUUGUCUCGAUCUAGUUCGAGGAGUGCCAUUAUUUGAUCAAAUGGAUGAGAGAAUGUUGGAUGCAAUCUGUGAAAGGCUGAAGCCUGCACUGUGCACAGAGGGAACUUUCCUUGUGCGAGAGGGUGAUCCUGUCAAUGAGAUGCUCUUCAUAAUCAGGGGCCAUCUUGAUUCCUACACCACCAACGGGGGAAGGGCCGGGUUCUUCAACUCGUGCCGCAUUGGGCCGGGCGAUUUCUGCGGCGAGGAGCUUCUAACUUGGGCCUUGGACCCACGGCCCAGUGUGAUCCUCCCUUCGUCCACUCGAACAGUGAAAGCCAUAUCGGAAGUGGAGGCCUUUGCACUGAUAGCGGAAGACCUGAAAUUCGUGGCGUCACAGUUCAGAAGACUGCACAGCAAACAACUGAGACACAAAUUCAGGUUUUACUCACACCAGUGGAGAACCUGGGCCGCGUGUUUCGUUCAAGCCGCGUGGAGAAGGCAUAAGAAGAGGAAGGAACUUGCUGAACUAAGGGCCAGAGCCAUUAACAAUGCAGAGCCUGAGACACCAACGUAUGCCAAAAGGGUCGCUAGGAGUACUAGGAAAGCUGUUCAUGUCUCUUCUCCCACAAAUUCUGGAGUUGUGUCCUCUUUGCCGAAGCCAGCAGAACCAGAUUUCUCAGUGGAUGAACGAUAUUAACUAUUCAAUGUAAUAUAAAAAAAAUAAAACUUAAAAUUGUAAUAUAAACUUUUUGUUCUAGUAA